Molecule: messenger RNA, 1043 nt
Organism: Eurytemora carolleeae
Lineage: Eukaryota; Metazoa; Arthropoda; Copepoda; Calanoida; Temoridae
Product: galactosylgalactosylxylosylprotein 3-beta-glucuronosyltransferase S
Exons: 11
Coding region: 174-1043 (289 amino acids)
Biological process (GO): carbohydrate metabolic process; chondroitin sulfate proteoglycan biosynthetic process
Cellular component (GO): Golgi membrane
Molecular function (GO): galactosylgalactosylxylosylprotein 3-beta-glucuronosyltransferase activity
Source: RefSeq, a predicted model, not a curated record
GGAUAGGGGGGAAAAGCUUUUCCAUAUUAUUUACCGGUUUUCUAGGGAACAGAAACAUCGGAUAGAAAUAAAAGUAUAUUCAAAUCAAUUCAUAGUUCAAUUAUGACAUUAUGUAUAAUUUAGAUCUCGUUUCACUUCUAAUUUUUCGUAAACAGUUCCUUUAAUUUGGUAAAAUGAUAUUUCCAACUACAUUCCUUCAUCUAAUUCUACUAGUUGAAUCCUUCCUUCUUUUUCUUUGUGUCAGGAGAUUAAGAGAUACUGGGGAUUUCCUGCUCAGGGAACAAAAACUGCAGCUUAAAGCUUCUAGUACACAAAAGACUUCAACAGAUUUUGCUAUUCCGAUGAUAUAUGUUGUAACUCCGACCUACACCCGUCCAACCCAACUGCCUGAUCUUACAAGGUUGGCUAAUACACUGCGGCUAGUACCACGGAUACACUGGAUAGUUGCUGAGGAUAGAAAUACGACAACUAAACCUGUAGCAGAUCUUCUAGCAGCCUCAAAGCUAAGAUUCACUCAUUUAGCUGCUGAAAGACCUCAUGAGUUAAUUGGAAAGGUGAUUGGUCGAGGUGUGUUUAACCGAAGAGCAGCUCUUGACUGGAUUAGAACCUAUGCUGAGCCCUCAGGGGUUAUAUACUUUGCUGAUGAUGAUAAUUCCUACGAUGUUCGAAUAUUUGAAGAAAUUCGACAAACACGAGUUGUUGCUGUUUUCCCUGUUGGGCUUGUUCUAAAGUUUGGGAUAAGUUCGCCAAUAGUUCGACAGGGGACUGUUAUCGGAUUUUUUGACGCGUUCCUUGGAGGCAGAAAGUUUGCUAUGGAUAUGGCAGGGUUUUCAGUUUCUGUUAAACAUUUGAAUUCCAAACCACUAGCUACAUUUCCAGCAGCAGUAUCAUGGCUAGAGGAAGGAUUCAUGAGAUCACUGGAGGUAGAAAAAGACGACCUUGAGCCUAAAGCUGAAUCUUGUACCAGGGUCUGGGUAUGGCACACCAGAACAGAGAAAGCAGCUGAGCCUAAACUUCAACAUUUACAGGGAUUUCAUUGCUAA